AUGGUGAACUUUACCUUGAUGCCAGUUUUAUUCUGCACAAUGAGUUGGAUCUCUUCCUCGGUCACACAGUUUUACACAGCGGAGGUUCAGCCUGGUCGAGAAGUCACACUGAAGUGCUCCAAUUUCAGCAGAUAUCUCUCCCACAUAUUUUGGUUUAAAAUGGCCAGCAGUCCCAAUGCCAGCUGCAUCUCAGCUAUGUCCAGCUCGGAUAGCAACGUUUCUUUCUGUGAUGGAUUUAAAAAAAGCAAAUUUCACAUGACAUCCAACACCUCUAUGUUAUUUCUUGAGAUCAAACAAGUGAAUUCUUCUGACUCUGCGCUUUAUUUCUGUGGGGAGAAACAGUCAGAUGGAAAGACAAUCAUCUCAAGUGGAACAUAUUUAAAAGUUCAAGACGUGGCUGAUGGAUUAACAUAUGAACAAAUGAUGACUGUGAUCCUGGGCAAUUUAACUGUUUUCCUUCUGCUGGUCAUCGUUAGUCUGGCUGUUAAAAUCAGGAGAUUUCAUACAGCUCAAGAUGAUCCACAGAAUGCACAACAGAGUGAGAAUGUGGAUUCUGAUGCCAUGACCUAUACAUCAGUGAGUUUCCAUCCCAAAGCUAAAAUCAGAAGGCCUGAACCACCGAGGGAGCUGGAGCCUAAUGUUGUGUACGCUGCUACGAGAUAG
Messenger RNA from Neolamprologus brichardi, 663 nucleotides. RefSeq lists its product as uncharacterized. The record is from RefSeq and is a predicted model, not a curated record. NCBI's taxonomy places the organism in Eukaryota, Metazoa, Chordata, Actinopteri, Cichliformes, Cichlidae. Gene Ontology annotation, biological process: response to bacterium.